Messenger RNA from Diorhabda carinulata, 2209 nucleotides. Its product is annotated as myrosinase 1-like. The record is from RefSeq and is a predicted model, not a curated record. The transcript has 9 exons. NCBI's taxonomy places the organism in Eukaryota, Metazoa, Arthropoda, Insecta, Coleoptera, Chrysomelidae. Gene Ontology annotation, biological process: carbohydrate metabolic process. The coding region runs from base 35 to 2182 and encodes 715 amino acids. Gene Ontology annotation, molecular function: beta-glucosidase activity.
AGUUUGAUUGUUGAUUGUGUUGUGACCGUGAAAAAUGCAAAUCCAACAAUGUCAGUUGUAUAUAUUUAUCACGUUUUCUUUUCUUACAAUCACCUUCCAAUUCAAUGAUGACCAAUUCAGAUUUCCAAAUCCAGUGUCUUUCCAAAAUCAUCCUCUAUACCAAGACUGGCAUCCACCGAUUCUACCAUCAUAUACGGAAGAUGGUAGAAAUUAUAAAGAUUUUAAUCAUGGUUAUGAAUAUGGUGAAGACGUUGAUUCAAAGUACGAUGAAUAUGAACAAGUUCAUAAAGACUAUGGACCAUCUAGACCAUCAUAUGCGGGCCAGGGUAAAGGGCAUAAUAAUGGGUAUGCACUAAGUGUUGAGGAUUUUGAGCCUAAUAAUCAUGGAAUAGCUAAUAAAGAUCACAGACCAUUUUACGCAGGACGUGGAAGAGAUAAUUGGCAUGAUGUCCACGGUUAUGGAUCGAUUGGAAACAAUUUUCAAUCGAAUGAUAAUCAUUAUGGAUCAGCUUAUGAACUAUCUACAGAUAGCAUGAUACUGGAAGAAUUGCUCAAGAAUGGAUCAUCUACGAGCUCUGUAUCAGGAUACCUGAAAACCCGUGGAAUAUUUUCCGAUAAUGUAUUAUUUGGGGCAGCAACUUCAGCCUACCAGGUCGAAGGUGCGUGGAAUUUAGAUGGUAAAGGACAAAGUAUAUGGGACACUCUUGUUCAUAGAGUACCAUCUCCUAUUAGAAAUAAUGACACUGGAGAUAUUGCCGCCAAUUCAUAUUUUAGAUAUAGAGAAGACGUACGACUUGCUGCAGAGCUUGGUUUAAAAGUGUACAGAUUUUCUAUAUCUUGGUCCAGGGUAUUACCAACUGGUUAUCCUAAUCAAAUUAACUAUAAAGGACUGGAAUAUUACAAAAACCUAGUACGGGAAAUACGUAAAUAUAAUAUGAUUCCAGCUGCUACGAUUUAUCAUUUUGAUCUGCCACAACGUCUCUUUGACGAUGGCCAUCACUGGGUCAACGCCAGUGUAAUACCUCAUUUUGUAGAUUACGCCAGAAUUGUCAUAAAAAAUUUACCAGAAGUUGGAUUUUGGUUCACAAUCAACGAACCUAAACAGAUAUGCCAUUUGGGUUACAAUAGCGACAUUUUUGCUCCUGCUAUAGAAAGUGAUGGAUUAUUAGAAUACCAAUGCUCGUAUAUAGUUCUGAAAGCUCACGCAGCUGUAUAUCAUAUGUAUAAACGAGAAUUUCCCCAUUAUAAAGCAAAAAUGACAAUUAUAAUAGACUGCACUUGGAUUGAACCUUAUUCUAAUUCCAAAGAUGAUGAGGAAGCAGCUGAACGACAGAGACAAUUUGAGUGCGGUCUCUACUACAAUCCAGUAUUCAAAGGUGAUUGGCCGGAAAUAGUAAAAAGAAGGAUCCGUGAUAGAAGUUUGGCUGCAGGAUUUCCUAGAUCAAGGUUACCACAAUUUACUAAAGAAGAAAUCGAAUACAUAAAAGGAACUGCUGACUUCUUAGCUGUGAAUCAUUAUUUUACGCAACUAGCAAGAGAUGUACGUGAAGCCCCGCCAAACGAAACUAGUUACAAUGCUGAUCUUGGAGUAGCUGAUUCGUUUGAUCCUUCAUGGACAGUAGAGUCUAACGGAAUCUUUGUGAGCGUUCCCUUCGGUGUUCGUAAAGUAUUAAAUUGGUUAACAAAACUUUAUGAACCUUACGGAAUUAUGAUAACAGAAAUAGGUAUGUCCGAUAACGGCACUUAUACUGAUGAUUUAGACCGAGUGGAUUUUUAUGGGGACUAUUUUUGUAACAUUCUUGAAGCAGUAGAUGAAGGUGUUAAUCUUAUGGGAAUAAUUUAUUGGAGUUUACUAGACAAUUUUGAAUGGCCUUUUGGAUAUACGGCACACUUUGGACUCUAUCACAUCAAUUAUACUGAUCCUCAGCUUCGAAGACAACCAAAAAAAUCGGCAAGUUUCGUUCGAGAAUUAUCAGGUACCAGAAAGCUCAAAUGCGACAAGCCUAGGAGAAAUUGGCUAUUACCAAUUAGGCUACCAGGAUUUCCAAAAGAUUUUCCACACGAACAUGGUCAUUAUCCUCUCCCUAGUCCACGUCUCAAUUCUGCUAUGGUAGAAUUGAAAAAUCGAUUUUAUUCAAGUACCGGUGAUGUUUAUAGUUCAGAAAUUUCUGUCUCUAAAUAAAUAUUUGAAUAAAUGAAUUAAACGGUU